Molecule: messenger RNA, 2713 nt
Organism: Acanthochromis polyacanthus (spiny chromis)
Lineage: Eukaryota; Metazoa; Chordata; Actinopteri; Pomacentridae
Gene: nsun4
Product: NOP2/Sun RNA methyltransferase 4
Exons: 8
Coding region: 26-1219 (397 amino acids)
Biological process (GO): rRNA methylation
Cellular component (GO): mitochondrial large ribosomal subunit
Molecular function (GO): methyltransferase activity
Source: RefSeq, a predicted model, not a curated record
CCGAAAAAAACUGACGCACAGCAAGAUGGCACUGUUCAUGGACACAAGGCUGAUAAUAAGAAAAGUUACAGAUUUAAGAUGUUUAACGCCCAGAAGAUACAGAGUGAAAGAGAAAUGGGCUGCUACACAUGCCAAACACCCUCCCACCAGACUGGCCCUGCAUCACUUUGAUGCCACCUACAGUGUACAGCUGGGGAAGCUGUGGCCGUCAGUCCGAGUUGCCAUGCUGUCAGAGAGAAAGUACGGAGCCCUGCUCAACAAUUUCUGUCAUGAUGCUGUUCUGGUGGACCUCCAAGCCAAGGGAUGCAGAGACUUCAUCACCAACAGAGAGGAAGAUGCUAUGCCAAGCUUGGAGCAAAAUUCCGAGACUCAGGCCCAGGAUGAAUCCAGUGAUGUUUCCCUGAAGAAAUCUGACAUUGAUGGUCGGCAGAUAAAUCUAAGCCCAAAUAUUAAGUGCUUAGUGUUUCCAAGAGGGGAUGUCACACGAUUCAAGCCAGCGAGACCGGAUGCGUACGGCCUGUUGAGCUACUACCUCAUGGACGCAGCGUCUGUAUUGCCUUGUCUCGCACUGGAUGUUCAAGAAGGUCACAAUGUGCUUGAUCUCUGCGCCGCUCCAGGAGGCAAGACCCUGUCGUUACUUCAGACCCAAAGUAUUAGAUUCUUGUGUGUAAAUGACACCUCGGUGUCUCGAACAAUGCGACUGAGGAAGGUCCUCCACAGCUACGUACCAAAGCAGUUUUUGACAGAUGAGAAACUACGCAUCACCUCCUUUGAUGGCACCAAAUGGGGGGAUAUUGAAAGAAGCACUUUUGACAGAGUCCUUGUUGACGUUCCUUGCACCACAGACAGACAUUCGCUCACGGAAGACGACAACAAUAUAUUCAAUAAGAUCAGGGUCGGUGAGAGACGAAGGCUGCCUCAGCUACAACUAGAGCUGCUUCUGGCGGGAAUCGAAGCAGCUUGUCCAGGUGGGGAGAUCCUUUACUCCACCUGCACGCUGUCUCAAAACCAGAACCAGGGUGUGGUUGAACAGGCCAUCUGCUUGGCUAGAGAGAACCACGGCAUCCAACUGGAGGCCGUCAGUCUGCGACCCUUCACACAAAUGUUUAGGAACACCUUUCACUUCGCUCCCGGCCUCCACUUGGGUGAGAUGGUCAUACCACACUUAGCGGCUAACUUUGGACCGAUUUAUAUGUGCAAGCUGAAGAGACUCACAUAAACUGUGAGCUGAACUGUUUUGCUGAAAGUUUGGAGUAUUGAGUGAGUCUCCGGAUGGAAACUCAUUUACAAACACUUCCUGGUGGAAUGGAGUUGAUGGACUUGACUGCAGACGUAUUUUACCCUCAGAGAUCAACUUGGACUUUUUCCAUCAUAACUGCGGACACAUUGGAGAGCACUGGAGCUUUUUGAACUCUUAAAAGCCAGCAGGAAUGACAGCAUUGCAGUUUGCAUUAUGCUUGCAGUUUUCUUUUUGCCCCAUAGGUGUCAACAGAACAUAAAGAGUAAAGGUAUCCUGUGCCUUCUGUGCCCACUAGAGGACACUAAGCAUAUAUGAGUAAAGGUUGCAAGAACCCCAGUAUGUGUGUCCUCCUACACUUAUCAGAUGCACAGAGAUGCUAUUGCAGGUUGGGGAAUCACAUUACUGAAACACAAAUUUCCAUCAGAAUUACCUGCUCUCUUUAGCUCUGCUAUGAAAAUGGGCUUGGCUUGUUCUGUGGUUAUUCAUCAGGUUUGAUGGCUUUGCCUAAUAAUGCGAUAUGUGCAAGGAGGACAUAAUGAACAGGCAGGUAAUGACUUCUUUGACCAUUUGAAUCUGUGCAACUUUCAUUACUACAGCUGGAUUGACUCCGUUUUGCAUUGGCAUCACUCAGAGGUGAAAUGUUUCCUCUUAUCGCAACCUAAUGGCAGCGCAGAGGUGCCUCUUUUUCCAUCACACCGCCGAUGACCCUUUAUGUUGUCCUGGCCAGGCAAUGUAGCGUGAAAAAGGUGUGUGUGUGUGCGCGUUUAUAUAGAUAUAUAUAUGUAUGUGUGUGCUUCUAACGAGUCCACCAUCCACAUCCCACUGUCAUUAAGCUGCUCCAAGUGCUGGAGCUCACUCCCAUCCCCGUGCAGGGAUGGACGGCAGCCAUGCGACUCCCAGAUGAACAUUAAAGAGGCAGCAGAGAGCUAAAAUGGGACGACUCGCCCCGUUUUUGCCCCUCCGCUUUUUUUAUUCCACAGAUGAGUGCAGAUAAUUUUCUGUGCGAUUGUGAGUGAUUACUGUAUUACUGCGGUAAAAGGGGGAUGUAUCGGGGAAUGCAGAGGGAAUUAAUGACACAUAAAAACUAUUUCUGUAUUGACUGCGUUCGUCCCCAGGGCCCUGAAUGCCUCUUCGCAUAUCUUGUGAUUACCUAAACGUAUUGUAAAUAUGUGUUUCCUAUGGGCUCUUACAUAAAUUUACAUGUUUUAACACUCAGGAGACGGCAGACUGUUAGAGAUGAGUUACUCUCUAUUCUGCCUGUCUAUAGACUCGACUGGCUGCCUGCUUUAUUAUUGAAUUAGCCAAUGAAGCGCUGUGCUUUUGUGUCCCUGUAUAUAAGCCUGUGUUAGGGAGACAUGAUGUGUAUUAGAAAGAUGGAUAUUAUGGAUUUAACUACACAGCCGUGCUUCUGUUGUGUUUUCAAAUACAAUUUAAAUGUUGCCUUUUUGCUAAUAAACAUGCAAAACACUGUAA